This is a messenger RNA of Propithecus coquereli (Coquerel's sifaka), 2409 nucleotides long. RefSeq names its product TTK protein kinase (gene TTK). Gene Ontology annotation, molecular function: protein binding; protein serine/threonine/tyrosine kinase activity; protein serine/threonine kinase activity. Gene Ontology annotation, biological process: mitotic spindle assembly checkpoint signaling; peptidyl-serine phosphorylation; meiotic spindle assembly checkpoint signaling. NCBI's taxonomy places the organism in Eukaryota, Metazoa, Chordata, Mammalia, Primates, Indriidae. The record is from RefSeq and is a predicted model, not a curated record. Gene Ontology annotation, cellular component: kinetochore; spindle; nucleus. The transcript is spliced from 19 exons. Bases 1 to 2409 code for a protein of 802 amino acids.
AUGGAGUCUGAGGAUUUAAGUGGCAGAGAAUUGACAAUUGAUUCCAUAAUGAACAAAGUGAGAGAUAUUAAAAAUAAGUUUAAAAAUGAAGACCUUACUGAUGAGCUAAGCUUGAAUAAAGUCUCUGCUGAUAGUACAGAUAACUCAGGAACUGUUAACCAAAUUAUGAUGAUGGCGAACAACCCAGAGGACUGGUUGAAUUUGUUGCUCAAACUAGAGAAAAACAGUGUCCCGCUAAGUGAUGCUCUUUUAAAUAAAUUGAUUGGUCGUUAUAGUCAAGCAAUUGAAGCACUUCCUCCAGAUAAAUAUGGCCAAAAUGAGAGUUUUGCCCGGAUUCAAGUGAGAUUAGCUGAAUUAAAAGCUAUUCAAGAGCCAGAUGAUGCACGUGACUACUUUCAAAUGGCCAGAGCGAACUGCAAGAAAUUUGCUUUUGUGCAUAUAUCUUUUGCACAAUUUGAACUGUCACAAGGUAAUUUCAAAAAAAGUAAACAACUUCUUCAUAAAGCUGUAGAACGUGGAGCAGUACCACUGGAAAUGCUGGAAAUUGCUUUACGGAAUUUAAACCUUCAAAAAAAGCAGCUGCUUUCAGAGGAAGAAAAGAAGAAUUUAUCAGCAUCUACAAUAUUAACUCCCCAAGAAUCAUUCUGCAGUUCAACUGGGCAUUUGCAGAAUAGGAACAUCAGUUGUGAUUCUAGAGGACAGGCUACUAAAGCCAGGUUUUUAUAUGGAGAGAACGUGCCCCCACAAGAUGCAGAAAUAGGUCAUCGGAAUCCCUUGAAACAAGCUAACAAAACUAAACAGUCAUGCCCAUUUGGAAGAGUCCCAAUUAACCUACUAAAUAGCCCAGAUUCUGAUGUGAAGACAGGUGGUUCAGUUGUGCCAAGUUUUUUAAAAAGACAGACCUCUGGAUCAGAAUGCCGAGAUGUGAUUGUGCCUGGAUCUAAAUCAAGUGGAAAUGAUUCCUAUGAAUUGAGAAAUUUAAAGUCUAUUCAAAAUAAUAUUCAUUCCAAGGAACCUCUGGUGUCAGAUGAGAAGAGUUUUGAACUUAUUACUGAUUCAGUAACCCUGAAGAAUAAAACUGAAUCAAGUUUUCUAACUAAAUUAGAAGAAACUAAAGAGCACCAAGAACUAAAGGUUCCAGAAGGUAACCAGAAACAAUGGCAAUCUAAGAGAAAGUCAGAAUGUAUGAACCAGAAUCCUGCUGCAUCUUCAAAUCAGCGGCAGAUUCCAGAGGUAGCCCGAAAGGUUCAUACAGAGCAGAAGCCUGCCACUUUUGAGCAACCUGUUUUUUCAGUUUCAAAGCAGUCACCACCAAUGUCGGCACAUAAAUGGUUUGAUCCAAAAUCUAUUUGUAAGACACCAAGCAGCAAUGAUUUGGAUGAUUACAUGAGCUGUUUUAGAACUCCAGUUGUAAAGAAUGACUUUCCACCUGCUUGUCAGUUGUCAACACCUUAUAGCCAACUUGCCUAUUUCCAGCAGCAACAACAGCAAAUACCUGCUACUCCACUUCAAAAUUUACAGAUUUCAGCAUCCUCAUCAAAAAAUGAAUGCAUUUCAGUUAAAGGAAGAAUUUAUUCCAUAUUAAAGCAGAUAGGAAGUGGAGGUUCAAGUAAGGUAUUUCAGGUGCUGAAUGAAAAGAAACAGAUUUAUGCCAUAAAAUAUGUGAACUUAGAAGAAGCAGAUAACCAAACUAUUGAUAGUUACCGGAACGAAAUAGCUUAUUUGAAUAAACUACAACAACACAGUGAUAAGAUCAUCCGACUUUAUGAUUAUGAAAUCACAGACCAGUUCAUCUAUAUGGUAAUGGAGUGUGGAAAUAUUGAUCUUAAUAGUUGGCUUAAAAAGAAAAAAUCCAUUGAUCCAUGGGAACGCAAGAGUUACUGGAAAAACAUGUUGGAAGCAGUUCACACAAUCCAUCAACAUGGUAUUUUAAAAUCUCUUUAUAUAUGUAAACUUAGAAUGUUUAUAAGCCCCAAAAGUGAUGUUUGGUCGUUAGGAUGCAUUUUAUACUAUAUGACUUAUGGGAAAACACCAUUUCAGCAUAUAAUUAAUCAGAUUUCUAAAUUGCAUGCCAUAAUUGACCCUAAUCAUGAAAUUGAAUUUCCUGAUAUUCCAGAGAAAGAUCUUCAAGAUGUAUUAAAGUGUUGUUUAAUAAGGGACCCGAAACAGAGGAUAUCCAUACCUGAGCUCUUGGUGCAUCCAUAUGUUCAAAUUCAAACUCAUCCAGGUAACCAAAUGGCUAAGGGAACCACUGAAGAAAUGAAAUAUGUUCUGGGCCAACUUGUUGGUCUGAAUUCUCCUAACUCCAUUUUGAAAGCUGCUAAAACUUUAUAUGAGCACUAUAGUGGUGGUGAAAGUCAUGAUUCUUCAUCAUCCAAGACUUUUGAAAAAAAAUGGGAAAAAAAAUAA